AUGCUGUUUCAUCAGGUAUCGACCCUCUGGCGGUCGCCAACGCUCAACCCGGUCAACCUCAAGGCCCGCAGCGUGCCGAUUCUCAACCCCAUCGACCGACAUGGCCGGGUGUUUUUCUUUUCGUGGCUCGGCUUCAUGCUCGCCUUUUGGGCGUGGUAUGCCUUUCCGCCGCUGCUCUCGGUCACAAUCAAAGAAGACCUACACCUGACCCCCGCCCAAGUAGCCAACUCCAACAUCGUCUCCCUCGUAGCCACCCUAGCCGUCCGGUUUCUCGCCGGCCCCCUCUGCGACCAAUUCGGCCCCCGCCGCGUCUUCGGCAUGAUUUUGCUGGUCGGCAGCCUGCCCAUCGGCCUCGCACCGCUAGUCAAGGACGCCACGGGCCUGUACAUCAGCCGGCUGUUCAUCGGUAUUUUGGGCGGUUCGUUCGUGCCGUGCCAGGUGUGGUGCACGGGUUGGUUUGACCGGAAUGUGGUCGGCACGGCGAAUGCGUUGUCCGGGGGCUGGGGGAAUGCGGGAGGGGGGAUCACGUAUUUUAUUAUGCCCGCUGUGUUUGACUCGCUGGUGUCGAAGCAGGGGUUGUCGCAUGAUAAGGCGUGGCGGGUGACGUUUGUGGUGCCGUUGAUUUGUUUGUUGGCUUGUGGGCUGGGAUUGUUGGUGUUGUGUGAGGAUACGCCGACGGGGUCGUGGAACGACCGCUUCAACCACGCCACCAACACCGACAACACCGACAUCAUCGUCGGCAUCCCCGGCACCCUCACCGACCGCAACCCAUCCACCUCCGGCACCAGCACCCCGAGCGACACCAAGAAACCCACCGACCCCGAGAAAGCCGCCCUCGACACCCCCUCCAGCAAACCCUCCCCCCCAGCCACCAUCAUCGAUGUUACUACUACUCCCGAAAUCACCACCGAAAUCGUCCAAGCUCCCUCUCUCAAGGGCACCCUCGCCCUCCUCUUCACCCCGCACGCCCUCUUCCACAUCGCCACCUACUCCUGCAGUUUCGGCGGCGAACUCGCCAUCAACUCCGUCCUGGCCGCCUACUACCUGGCCAAUUUCCCUUCUCUCGGCCAGACCGCAGCAGCCAACUACGCCGCUAUCUUUGGGUUUCUCAACUUCAUCGCGCGCCCGCUGGGUGGGGUCGUGGCUGAUGUGUUGUACCGCGUGUCAGGGGGAAAUCUGUGGUGGAAAAAAGGGUGGGUGCAUCUCUGUGGGUUGGUCACGGGGGUGUUGCUUGUGGUUAUCGGGGUGGUGAAUCCGAAAGAGCUGGGGGAGAUGGUUGGGUUGGUGACGGUGAUGGCGUUUUUCUUGGAGGCUGGGAAUGGAGCGAACUUUGCGUUGGUGCCGCAUGUGUAUCCGCAGUCGAAUGGGAUUUUGUCGGGGAUGACGGGGGCUGGGGGGAAUUUGGGGGGCGUGGUGUUUGCUAUAAUAUUUCGGUUUAUGGAUGGGGGGGUGAAUUAUGCGAAGGGGUUUUGGGUCGUGGGGGUUAUUCAUAUUGCGCUGAACUUGGCGGUUUGCUGGGUGCCGCCUAUUCCCAAGGGGCAGGUGGGCGGGAGGUGA
This is a messenger RNA of Dichotomopilus funicola, 1557 nucleotides long. RefSeq names its product major facilitator superfamily domain-containing protein. Gene Ontology annotation, molecular function: nitrate transmembrane transporter activity; nitrite transmembrane transporter activity. The record is from RefSeq and is a predicted model, not a curated record. Gene Ontology annotation, cellular component: membrane. The transcript has 3 exons. NCBI's taxonomy places the organism in Eukaryota, Fungi, Ascomycota, Sordariomycetes, Sordariales, Chaetomiaceae. The coding region runs from base 1 to 1557 and encodes 518 amino acids. Gene Ontology annotation, biological process: nitrite transport; nitrate transmembrane transport.